AUGGGCGUGGGAAAAUCUGUGAGAAAUGUUUUGGGACAGUUGAAAAACAGCGGGAAUUUGAUUGGCUCAUUUCCCUCGGAGUCGAACGGGCUCAGGAACGCCGCGCGACCUGCUGCCGCGGAAUAUAUGGUGACAGAAAACUAUCACAGACCGCAUCUUUUAGAGUUCCGGUCGUACAAUCCAACUUUGACCAGGUCAGACUUUAUAGGGCUUCUUCCGCAGAGCAAAUUCCGGGUCGCUGGCAAAACAGAUGAAAGUGAUGUCAAUUUUGACGUUCUGAAAGUACGAGACCCCAAGUAUUUUCAAUUCAAAGACAAAUACCAGCUCAUUUUCCCAGAUCAGAAAAACAUGAAGAAGUUUGCGCGGAGUGUAGCGUACAGUCGGAUAGAGGGAGCCAGAGCAGAAUUCACACCCAGUACUCUACGGCAUCCUGAGCUGCGAUGCGCUAAAUAUGUUCGCAACCUGGAAGCUGCUUUUGAGUCUGGCAGCCGGUAUUUCGAACUUUUGAAGACAGCAAAGGACCCCGUGCAUAAAUUGGAAUCAUCCUUAGAGACCCUGCGACAAACAGCGGCUCCAUUGGAGGCCAAAUCGCUGCUGGUGUGGAAUUUCCCAGCGGACAUGCCGCCUUACAAGGUCAUGGAUCGGUUUUGGCUUUACGAUAUCAAGCACUGCUUCAAACUAUAUUGGGACGUAGCAACAGGAAGGACUCUGACCUUCAUGGCUUUCAAUUCCGAGGAAGACUGCGUCAGCUUCAGUCGUAACUUCCAUGGCGUUUUUUUUCGUGACACUGACGACUGUAGGCUUUUAGUCGAAGCGCUCACCUGA
Lachancea sp. 'fantastica' is the source of this 825-nucleotide messenger RNA. Lineage: Eukaryota; Fungi; Ascomycota; Saccharomycetes; Saccharomycetales; Saccharomycetaceae. The record is from the annotation of a GenBank genome assembly.